GCCAGUCCAGACGGGGGAAAGCUGGACGGCGGGCGCGCGAGGUUUGUUGUCUUAUCGUUCGCGCCGCUGACGGAUCACCUGGCUGGCGCUGCCGUCGCCCCAGGGACGAAGCUGACGUAGUGAGCGAACAAUGUCGGUGGUCGCUUAGCUCGCAGAGGUUCCCUACGUGUUCGACACUCCCGGUGUCUUUACUGCCUCUCCCGUCUGUGAUCCGCCCGGUACCGCUGGAUUAUCUACAGCUGCAGCGCAGAUUACGCAAGCUGGGGAUUUCUUUGUACAAGAUGUCGCGGCAGUCUGCGGAGAGCAGCAGCUGAGCCGGUGGCCUAGCGGCGGGACUUGGCGCGCGCAAGUCUUUCCAAGAUGGAGAAGGGGGAGCUGGUGUGGUUCGACCCCGGGGUGGGCCACGUGCUGCCCGGGGAAGUGCUGGAGUUCCACAGGGCGGCGCACGUGCUCACCGUGCAGGCAGUCAUCGCCGGCAAGCCGCAGGUGUUCACGCUGAACAGCCUGGCUGGCGUGGAGAAGAGACAGGACCUGGGCCAGCAUGGCGUCGAGGACAUGAUACAGCUGUCGGACCUUAAUGAGGCAUCGCUUCUGUGGAACCUCAAGAUUCGUUACGAUAAGGAACUUAUUUACACGUACACGGGCAGCAUCCUGGUCGCGGUCAACCCGUACAAAAUGUUUGACAUCUACGGGAUAGACAUGGUGAAGAAGUACGAGGGGCAGAUUCUCGGGACGCUCCCGCCGCACCUGUUCGCGAUCGGCUCGGCGGCGUACGGCCACCUGAGCAAGGAGGGCGGGCCGACCGAGAACCAGGUGGUGGUGAUCUCGGGGGAGAGCGGGUCGGGCAAGACCGAGUCGACCAAGCUGGUGAUGCAGUACCUGGCCGCGGUGAACAAGUCGCCCUUGAACCUGGUGACGGAGCAGAUCCUGGAGGCGUCCCCGCUGCUCGAGAGCUUCGGCAACGCCAAGACGGUGCGCAACGACAACUCCUCGCGCUUCGGGAAGUACCUGGAGGUGCACUUCAAGGCGGGAGUCAUCCUGGGCGCCAAGGUGACGGAGUAUCUGCUGGAGAAGUCGCGCAUCGUGACGCAGGCCCCGGAGGAGAGGAACUACCACGUGUUCUACGAGAUGCUCAAGGGACUGGGCUCCGACGACAAGGAGAAGUACGGCCUCCUGACGGCGGAGAAGUACUUCUACCUCAACCAGGGAGGGAACUGCGAGAUCGAUGGCAAGUUCGACGGAGAGGACUUCCAGUCGCUGCUCUCGGCGAUGCAGGUCCUGGGCUUCUCGUCGGAGGAGCAGGACUCCAUCUUCAAGAUCCUGGCCUCAGUGCUGCACCUGGGGAAUGUGUACUUCCACCGCAAGCAGCUGAAGCACGGCACGGAGGGGGUGGAGAUCGGCUCGGACGCGGAGAUCCGCUGGACCGGGCACCUGCUGCAGCUCAACACCGACGGCAUCAAGCGCUCCCUCACCACCAAGACCACGGAGGCGCGGAACGAGCGGGUGCUGACGCCACUGAGCAUCGACCAGGCCCUGGACGCACGCGACGCCUUUGCCAAGGCCCUGUACAGCGCCCUCUUCACGUGGCUCGUGUCGCGCAUCAACCAGAUCGUGUUCAAGGGCACCAAGAGGACCGCCUCCAUUUCCAUCCUCGACAUAUUUGGCUUCGAGGAUUUCAAGGAGAACAGCUUCGAGCAGCUGUGCAUCAACUACGCCAACGAGAACCUGCAGUUCUACUUCAACAAGCACAUCUUCAAGCUGGAGCAGCAGGAGUACGCCAAGGAGAAGAUCGAGUGGCAGACCAUCACGUACACGGACAACAUGCCGGUCAUCAGCCUGAUCGCCAAGAAGCCCGUGGGCAUCCUGCACCUGCUGGACGACGAGUCCAACUUCCCCAAGGCCACGGACCUGUCCUUCCUGGAGAAGUGCCACUACAACCACGCCCUCAACGAGCUGUACUCGCGCCCGCGCAUGUCCGGCACGGAGUUCGGCGUGCGGCACUACGCGGGCCAGGUGUGGUACAGCGUGGACGGCUUCCUGGACAAGAACCGCGACACCUUGCGGCCGGACGUCGUGGAGCUCCUCAUCUCCAGCAAGCUCGCCCUGCUGAGCAAGAUGUUCCAGUGCGUGCGGUCCAGCCACGAGGCGACCAAGACCAUCAACAAGGCCAACGGCAGGUUCGUGACGAUGAAGCCGCGCACGCCCACCGUCGCCGCGCGCUUCCACGACUCCUUGCAGCAGCUGCUGGAGUCCAUGUCCAAGUGCAACCCCUGGUUCGUGAGGUGCAUCAAGCCCAACUCGGACAAGGCGCCCAUGAAGUUCGACAUGCCCAUCGUGCUGGAGCAGCUGCGGUACACGGGCAUGCUGGAGACCAUCCGCAUCCGCAAGAUGGGCUACCCCGUGCGGCUGCGCUUCUCCCACUUCGUGGAGCGCUACCGCUACCUGCUGCCCCAGGGGGGCAGGGCCGUCCAGCGGGGGACUCCGUUCAGGGAGCUGUGCCGCGUGAUCCUGGAGCAGGCGGCCCCGGGAGGCACGGACUACCAGCUGGGCAGCACGCGCGCCUUCCUGCGCGAGGGGCUGGAGCGGCGGCUGGAGGGGCGGCGCGCGGGGAUCCUGCGCCGCGCGGCGGUCACGCUGCAGCGACACGCGCGCGGGUACCUCGCCCGCCGGCGGUACCGCGCCGCGCGCCACGCCGCCCUCGUGCUGCAGGCGCACCUGCGCGGCUGGCGCGAGCGGCGCCGCUUCCUGGCGCUGCGGCGCGGCGCGGUGAUCGCCCAGGCCAACUUCCGCGCCCGGCGCCAGCGCAGGCGCUACCUCCAGCUCAAGGAGGAGCUGAAGCGCCGCGCGGAGGUGGAGAAGAUCGCGCGGGAGCGGGCGAAGGCGCGGCAGCAGAAGGAGGAGGUGGAGCGAGCGUCCCGCGCGGUCGCCGGCGUCAACCACCUGGAGAUCCCGGCGGAGCUGGCGUUCAUCUUCAGCAAGCUGGACGAUUGGCAGCCUGUCCACUCGGAGCGUAACCUGGUGAAGGUGGUGGGGGGAGUCUCGCCGCGACAGGAGAGGCACCACCUGCCUCACGACAUCGACUACCACGCCUUCACCAAGUUCACCAACGUCUACUUCAAGUCCCACCUGUGGGGCAUGAAGCGCGAGCCAAUCAAAACGCCCUUCCUGGCCAAGUCGAAGGACAUGGACUACCAGGACUCGCUCGCCAUCUUCAAGCUGAUCCUGCGCUUCAUGAACGACAACAACCUGAGCGGGAAGAAGGAGAUCGCGUUGGGAGACUACAUCGUCAACAAGGGCGUCGUGAACGAGAAGCUGCGCGACGAGAUCCUGUGCCAGCUGUGCAACCAGACGUGGAAGAACGACAACGACGCGAACAACGAGCGCGGCUGGCUGCUCAUGGCCAACUGCCUCUCUGUGUUCCCCCCCUCCAAGACCCUCUACAAGUACCUGCUCAAGUACGUGUCGGACCACGGCUACGACGGCUACAAGGCGCUGUGCCAGCGCAAGCUGCUGCAGUCGGCGCGGGUGGAGAGCAACCUUGCCAGGGGCUUCCCGCCGUGCCUGCUGGAGUGGCGCUCCAACCGCAAGAGGGUCAACAUGGCCCUCGGCUCCGAGUGUCCCGACGGGGAGACGCGCACCGCGGCCGUGGACUCGUGGACCACGUGCGAGGACCUGGCCGCGCAGGUGGUCAGGGAACGGGGCAUCGCGGAGACCCAGGGUUGGACGGUGAGCCUCGCGGACGACGAGCGGGGCGCGAGGGAGGCCCUGGGGCUCGACUACGUGCUGGACCUCGUCGCGGAGAUGGAGCUGGCCCCGGCGUUCCCCGCCUGCCGGAGCAGCUUCCUGGUGUCGGGGCGCCGCGGGGCCGGCCCCUCGCCCGGGGACGCGCAGCCGGACGUCGCCCCGCCGGCGUCGUCCUCGCCGCGCCGCCCGGCCGUGCCCCCGCCGGAGCCCCCGGGCGCCAAGCAGGCCGCGCGCAAGCAGUCGCACGAGGGGCCGGAGCACGGCAAGAAGGGCGGCAAGCUGCGGUCCCAGUCGCGCGACCACACCGUCGAGAUGGGGCUGUCCCGGCAGUCGGCCCUCAACGACCGCUACUUCGAGGACAAGGGUCGCAGCCGCAGUCUGGACAACCUGCUGGAGUCGGAGCUGCCGCCGCCGCGCCAGCUGGAGAGCCUGGGCCUGUCGCACAGCCGCCUCAACGACCGCUACCUCUCGGUGGAGCAGGUGUCGGGCAGCCAGGGCGACGUGAGGGGGGGCGUCUCCAACAAGGCGUACAUGAGCAAGGCCGAGGCUCUUUUGGAGGAGAACCUGGAGUCCGUGUCGCAGCGCGGCGACAGCCGAAAGUACAGCCUCAACAACAGCAGGUCGACGGAUCUGAACCUGAACGGCCGCAGCUCCUCGUCCGCGGUGCUGGACCAGCUGCCGUCGGACCUGCUGCCGGGCUCCGGCUCCAUAGAGUUCGACUACCACGACCUGGUGAGCCAGGCGCGCAGCGAGGACGACAAGAGCAGCUAUGUCAAGGGCCAGCCCAGGUUCAUAAAGUCGCAGUACACGGGCAAGAGAGCGGCGCCGGGCAGCCACUCCAGCCGGGCGUACAUCGAGACACGCAACUCCGAGAAGUCAGAAUACGGUGCCAAGUCGUCUGCUCUGUCGGACACCAGCGAGGCCCCGUCUCUGGCAUCGCACGUGCGGCGUGUGAGAGUGCCGUCGCAGGCGUCGGACGUCGACCAGUUCCUGGACGACCUGUUCAUGCCGGUGCUGGACGGCAACCUGGACGAGCUGUCGGACGCCCGCUCGCUUGCCGCCUCGAUCAAGGGCGGUGGGCGGCGGCGCAGCGCCUCGGGGAGCAGCGAGGACCACGAGGUGGCCGUGCUCACCGGCUCCGGGACGUCCUCGCUCAGGAUGCCAAACACACGUCCCAGGGCAGAAAACGUGGAUGACUACAUAACCGACCUCUUCAAGCCGAUCUUCGUGAACGACAGCUUGCUGAGGCUGACCGAGGCUUCGACCUUGGCGGACGCAAUAAAAGGGGGCGGAGGAUUGGAAGCACACCAGGGCUCCAACCAGAGCCAGGCCGCGGCCGGGUUCGGCUUCACGCCCAUCCCGAACAUGACCUCUCCCACGCCCCUCAUGAUGUCCGGGAUGAUGUCCCCGCCGCCGGUGAUGAUGCCCGGGAUGCCGCUCUACGCUCCGACAGCCCAGCCCGCCGCGAGCCUGCCCUUCAUGGGCCAGCCGGCCGCCCACCAGUUCUUCCCCGUCGCGGAUCCUGCGGGCCACCCCCUGCCGCAGGGCGGCGCCCCCGGCUACCUGCCCGUCCCCAUUUACAACAUGCAAGGGCUGAGCCUGCCGCCCUACUCGCCGGUGCCCGCCGCGGGGGCAGGGGCCCACCAGGCUGCUGACCCCGCCCUGGCCGCCUACCAGCAGAACCUGCAGCGCGCCUUCCUGCAGUCCGCCAUGGCACAGAACAUGCAGAUGCAGCAGCAGCUGUUCGCCCAGAACCAGGCGCUCCAGCAGAUGCUGCAGCAGCAGGCGGCCGCGCAGUCCGCGCACACCCCAGGUCUGCACAUGGUCAGCAUGCCCGGGGCCUCCCACCAGAUGGCGGGGCUGCUACCCCCUUAUGACUCUCUCGGACGCAGCUCCAAGGUGUCCUUCAGGGAGCCGGAGAACACGGAGCUGUGGUCCACGGAGAAGCGGCAGGCGGGGCCCCAGCAGCCCCCGGCGCCCUCCCCCGCCCCGCCCCUGCCCCCCAAGGCCCGCUACGCCUCGCCGCCGCGUCAAGCCGCCCGCCCGGAGACCACCACCACCCGAGCCCAGGUGCACCGGCCUCAGUCGCCGGCCAGAGACGCGGCUGCGCCCGCGCGGAAGAUGACCCCCACCAAGACCAGCUCCCACACGGCCUUCACGAGCGUGCUCUCGGAGCUGAAGAGCCGUCGCAGCUCCAGCGAGUCCUCGUACUCCACGUCCAACAAGCAGGUCUCCUCCGGGGUGCCGCCCCCUCCGCCCCCGCCGAUGCCUCCCCCGCCCGACCACUCCGACCCGUCGGAGGCCCGGCCGUUCCUGGACCCGUACGGCCGCGCCAAGACGGUGCGCAUCGGCAAGUGGCGCUGGCCGCCGCCCAAGGGGGAGCGCGACGACGGCUCCGACAGCUUCCUGCAGUUCAAGCUGCGGCAGCACCACCGCAAGACCACGCCGCAGCAGCAGCUGCAUGCGCACGAGUUUGCGGAGCACCAGGAGGGGGUGGAGUGGGAGGAGUUUGAGGUCGGCGAGGCGGGGGCGCCGGGCCGGGAGCCCGCGGGCUCCAGCCAGCCCGCCAGGAAGGACAGCCACCCCGCCUGGGACAGCCACGUGGCCAGGAAGGACAGCCACCCCGCCUGGGACACCCACGUCGCCAGGAAGGACGCCGAGCUCCAGAGCCGGGAGAAGAAGGCCGCGAGGGCCUUCGACGUGGGCGCGGCGCGGCCCAGCCCGGGCAGCAUCGGCAAGCUGCGCAUCAGCAGCGAGAUGAGGAGCAAGCUGGAGACAGUCACCGCCAACCACAGUCUGAGGGCUACCAACAAGCCGGAGAAGCCGGGCGUGCUGCCGCCCAAGAGGGACGACGCUCCGCAGAGACCCGUGAAGAAGCUGGAGGACAACCGCAUGCAGGUCCUGGAGCAGCAGCUCGCCGGCCGCUGGGACUCGCUGGACUCCGUGGACGCGGCGACGCGCAGCGUGAGCAAGGAGGACCGCUCGGAGGUGCAGCAGACCAACAUCGUCCGCAGCCAGGUGGAGCGGAUGGAGAAGACGACGCCCCGCUACGAGGACAAGGCAUGGGACAAAGGGUCGCCGCCCACCAACGGCUGGGACAAGUCGGGCUCCCCGGGGGCCCAGUGGGACAAGAUGCCCUCUUCCCAGGGCUCCGCAUGGGACAAGUCGGGCUCCCCCGGGGCCCAGUGGGACAAGACGCCCUUGUCCCAGGGCUCGGCGUGGGACAAGACGCCCUCGUCCCAGGGCUCCGCGUGGGACUCGGGCUGGGGGGAGAAGUCCGCGAGCAGCUGGAGGCCGGCCCCGCCCCCGCCCCCGGUCACCCCCCACUACGUGGACUCCUCGCCGGCCCCGCGUCCCAACACCUUCUACUCCCCGAGCCAGCCGCCGCCGCGGUCGCCGCCCCCGCCCAUCCAGCCAAUCAGGCACCAGCACCACGCCGGCGGCAAGGCGGGCCACCGCGACGACGCCUUCGAGAACGCCAGGAACGAGGUGUUCAGCCGAGAGGCCUUCGCCAGCCAGUCGCGCAAGAUGGACGACCGACGCUCGUCCGUGUCCACCCACCUCACGGACAAGAUGGAGCGGAUCGAGAUCGAGGAGUCGUCGGAGUUCCUGAGGCCGGUGGACUCGGCGCCGCCGACGGUGAUGGACCGCCGGGACCUGGACCGCAGCGUGGAGGCGGCGCAGACCAAGCUGUUCGGCCCCAGCGCGGCCGCCUACUUCACGUACAACCGCGUCAGCUGGCGGCUGGUCGUGAGGAAGGAGGUGUUCUCCCCGGGAGAGACGCUCGUCAGCCCGCUGGCGCUGCACCUGGUGUUCUGCCAGGUGGUGCGGGACGUGCUGGCGGGACCGUGCCUGCGCAUCGGUCGCGACCAGCGCGCCAACAUGAAGAAGUUGCUGGACAGCUACGGCGUCUCGCUCAACAACCUGCUCUCCUCGCCGCAGAAGGUCACCAUAAAGAAGAAUGUCGUGGACCUGGCGAAGGACUGGCCGGUGUACUUUGCCCGGAUCUUCCCCGUCUCCGGCGGGCACCAGCACCCGGCCGUGCAGAUGCUGGCCGUGUCCCACUCCGGGGUGCGGCUGCUGCGACGGGAGACCUCGUCCCUCGACGAGCAGCUGCAGGUGUUGGACACAUUCAGCUUCGAGGAGAUCGCGGAGACGAGCGUGCCGAAGGGCAGCGCCGUGCAGCUGCUGCUGAGCACGGGCGGCCGUGUGCUGCUCUACACGCAUCGCGCCAACCAGGUGCUCAGCAUGAUCGAGCAGUACUCCCUCGCCAGUGAGAAGCUGCAGCAGAAGAGCGGCCUGGGGCCAGCCCCGCAGCCCGCGGCGGAGGCCUUCCCGCCCCUCGUGGCCGCCAGGAGCGCCCCGGCGCCCGACGGCUGGAUGGGGGCGCACCGCGGGGAGUCCCGGGGGCAGCCACUCCCCGAGCCGGCCGGCCAGCACGACGGCAAGCACUCGCUGCUGCAGUUCGCGAUGCUGCACUUCCGCCAGAGCCCCGACAAGUUCGAGAUGCUGAAGGGCGCGGACGGCUCCAUCAGCGGGUCGCUCAAGGCCAUAGAGAGCAUGAAGAACAAGAAGAACAAAGGGAAGAAGGCGAACAAGAAUGACUGGACGUGGAAGGAGCAGGUGUCGAUGGUGAAGUACUCGCCGGUCCCGAUCGAGCAGUCGCUGCUGCGGCUGGAGACGGCCGAGCUGAGCGAGCUGGCGGUGGAGUGCUUCCAGGCCGUCAUGCGCUACAUGGGCGACCACCCCAUGAGCCCCGAUGUGACGGAGGUCAAGUGCGUCUACACCAUCCUCAUGCACUGCCACAAGCACGAGGCGCUCCGGGACGAGCUCUACUGCCAGCUGAUGAAGCAGACGACCAACAACAAGUCCCCCCGCCCCGACUCGUGCCAGCGCGGCUGGCGGCUCUUCAGCAUCGUGGCCGCCUACUUCGUCUGCUCCGAGACGCUCAAGCCCUACCUGUUCAAGUACCUGGAGACGGCGGCCUACGACAAGCGCAGAGCGUACCACGGGACAGCGACGGUGUGCCUGCAGAACCUGAGGAAGACUUUCAAGUACGGCGGGCGCAAGAACGUGCCGAGCGUGGAGGAGAUCACGGCCAUCAGCGCCGGCAGGAACUCCAAGAGGCAGAUCUACCGGCUGCCCGGCGGCACGGAGCGGGUCGUCAACACCAAGUCCACCACCGUCGUGCAGGACGUGAUAGAGGAGAUGUGCAGCAUCAUCAACGUGCAGUCGGGCCACGAGAUGGAGGAGUUCUCCCUGUACUGCAUCGUGGAGGGGGACACCUUCACCAUGCCCCUCGCGCGGGAGGAGUACGUGCUGGACGUGACCACGGAGCUGCACAAGAACCAGCAGGUGUUCUACCUGAUCUUCUGCCGCUCGGUGUGGCACUUCCCGCUGCGGCUGGACUCGCCGCUGUACAUCGAGGUGGUGUUCAACCAGAUAGCCCCCGACUACCUGGAGGGCCUGCUCCUGGUGAUGCCAGGGGAGCAGCUGGAGCAGGACGCCAUCUACGACAUAGCGAAGAUCGCGGCGCUGCUGCACCGCGCGGCCGACAUGACCCACCUGCCCACCAUGAAGGAGACCAAGUUCCUGCUGCCCAAGCCGGCGCUGAGCGUGCGCGACGUGAAGCCGGCGCAGUGGGUCAACAUGGUGCAGGGCAACUGGCGCGAGGUGGAGGGGCUGCCCACCAUCCAGGCCAAGGCACAGGUGCUCGACAUUCUCUCCAAGUGGCCGCUGUUUGGCUCGAGUUUCUUCGCGGUGAAGAGGCUGUCUGACCCCAAGGAGCGCAGCGACCACAUCCUGGCACUCAACAGGCAUGGCGUGCACUUCGUGGACCUCGUCACACACGAGACGCUGAUCCACUACCCGUACUCGGAGGUGAUAUCGACGCGCAAGGUGAAGUCGGAAGAUGGGACGCUGUUCCUGGACAUGAAGUGUGGCAACCUCAUGCAGCAGCGCAUCACGAGGCUGCAGACGGACCAGGCUCACGAGAUAUCGCGUCUCAUCCGCCAGUACAUCACCAUGGAGCAGAGGCUGCGCUCCUGAGACACACCUGCAACACAUCGCCGAAACUAGCGAGACAAUCCGUCCCCGUCGUUGCUGCGUGAAGGAUAGGAGUUAUAUUGUCAUUGGGUUCUUUUAUUGCCCAUCUAAAUGUCAGUGAAAUGUGACACUGUAUCAAGAAUACGUACAAAACAGACACACUUAUUAGGAAUUUCUGUUUUAAAAAAAUCUGAUCAUCUGGAAGUGCAACAAAGAAGAUUCAAAUGUACUGGUUACAGAAACAUUUUUUUUGUAUUGCUCAAAAAUCUAUUUUUUAUUUGAAAAAAAAAAAAGUGUUUGUAUUUUAUGUGUUCAUAAAACCACAUAACACUAAACUAAUGUUAUCAAUUGUGGUGAUAUCCAAACCAUGAAGAAUGUAAGAACUAACAUGAAAAACUUUGCUUGGGACACUUGAGAGAGGCAUUCCACAAUAGUUGUGGAGUGCUUACAUGUAUGAUGAUGACAUACGCAGUGUUUUCGUAUUGUCGUCAAUGCUCAAUGUACAUUGUUACUUUUAAAAAAAUGUUCUUGUAUUAGCCUGUAAUUAAUUAUGUACCUACUAUAUGAUGUGUAAAGAAACAGUUGUAAUAAUUCAUAGUGAUGCACGACAUGUUACUUUUAUUUAACAGGAGACUCUUCAAUUAUUAAUGUGCUUGUUGUGCUGUGGCGAAAGCAGAGACAGAAAGAUGUGUGUACUAAGUGUCAAUGUUGUGCACCUAAAAAAAAUAUUUUUUUUUUUAAAGUUGGCAAACAGACCUACGUAGAAUAAACAAGUACUUGUAUCAAAAUAGUAAAGUAUUUCUGUAUAAUUUACCACUAAUUAUUAUGUAAAUUUUAUAUUACCAAUGCUAUACAAGAAAACCUUGUUGUCAUUGAUGAUUUACAGUUGUCAGUGCAUCAUUGUUAUAUUUGUAUGUUACUGAGUAUUACAUUUUAAUCAAAUAAAUUCUUUGAGAAUGAAUGCGAAUACAGCCAGCUUUUCUGUGGACACGGAACCAAAUAAUUUCUGAAAGCAGUUUAAAUGACAUGUUCAGAAGUUCUAAAUGAAGUAAAUAUGUAUUUCUAAAUAUGCACAUGAUAUGAUUUUUUAAUCAACCAGAAAGGCACCUACUUAUUUUAUUUCAGGUGAAUGAAGGUGUUGCAAUAUUGCAAACCAACAUCAGCUUCAACCUUAUAGACUCGUCUUACAUAUUUGUAGGGAUGUGUGGAAUUAGAAGUUUUGAAGCGGAGUAAAGUGACUACUUAAGUCAAAUUAAAUAUAAAAAAUUUUUUUACUUGGGAUGAGUGGGUAAGAAAAAUUUCCAGUUUUGGUUAAGUAACUACCCAAAACCUGAACCAAUAUAAUUUAAUGGACUCAAAACAUUUUCAAUCCUAAACAUUUAAGUGCAAAAGCACAAACAGUGCAACUCAUUUUCUAUGAUUGUGUUAUAUUAUCUUUUGUUCUCAAAUAUGUACUGGCUCCCUCCCUCAUUAGCAUUCAUGUCAUAUCAUGCAAGGUUUGAAAAAGGUCCUUUGAUCAAGAAAUAAAAUUUCUUUAACAAAUAUAAAAUGUUUAUUCUUAGCACUUCUUUUUACCGAGAUUGUUAGCUACAUUUUAAAUUGGUAAUUCCUGUUAUUUUACAGAAUUUUAAAUGUUGCUGAAUAAUACCAACGCACCCAUUUUACAAUAGCUUAUUAUAUUUACACCUAACUUAAUUAGUAGAUGAAAUGAAAAACCACUUGAAGUAUCACAAUGCCAUCUUGCAGAAUGAUUUGAAAACAUGCUAGAAAAUUAAGAAAAUUUUUUUUUUAAAGGUUCCCUCUCCUCCUCAUACUGAAAUAAAGCUUUUCUUCAGAAUUACGGAUUGUUUUCACACAAUAAAAACCAUGUUGUGUUUCAGAAACUAUCUCAAAAAAUAUACAUAGUAUGUAUCAUCGCCAUAACUUUCUUAAACUUAAACUCAGCCAAAAAAUUUAAAUAACUUUCUGUUGAAUUAUUAAAACAUGUGAUAGGUACUAAAUGAAGCAGUACCCCAACUCUACCUUUGGCAUAAACAGGGCAGAAAAUACAUAAUGUGUACAUUUACAAUGUAAUUAAAGUACAGUAGAACCCCUGUCAUACACUUUUCAACGGAGGGCACAAAAAUGGUGUAUGAUGCGGGAAAGUGUAUGAAAAGGGAAUGGCAAUAAUACAACUUUUUUUCAAUCUAGCAUACCAGCACAAUGUCAGAUUAAACUUAAAUACAUAAUGUGUAAAUAAUUGCAUUAUAUAAUGAAAGAUAUGAAUUCAUAAUUAUAUAAAUACACAUAAUAAAACCACCAGAAAUGUAAAAUACAGUCUAUCAUCAAGUAAAGCUGACAUGAGAAACAGUGAUCUUACAAAAUGUUAUGAAGUCC
Molecule: messenger RNA, 12165 nt
Organism: Bacillus rossius redtenbacheri
Lineage: Eukaryota; Metazoa; Arthropoda; Insecta; Phasmatodea; Bacillidae
Gene: Myo10A
Product: unconventional myosin-XV
Exons: 56
Coding region: 361-9792 (3143 amino acids)
Cellular component (GO): myosin complex; cytoskeleton
Molecular function (GO): cytoskeletal motor activity; ATP binding; protein binding
Source: RefSeq, a predicted model, not a curated record